This is a messenger RNA of Hyaloperonospora brassicae, 1200 nucleotides long. Lineage: Eukaryota; Oomycota; Peronosporomycetes; Peronosporales; Peronosporaceae. The record is from the annotation of a GenBank genome assembly.
AUGCUCCGCCAGCUCACGCCACUGGCGUCGUCGGCGUCGUCCUCGUCGUGGGUAUCCUCAAUGGUAACCCGCACGCCAAUGCGCCACGUAACCCACGCGUCGGCCGCCACCGUGUCGCUCACCAUCCCCGGUCUGUCGCCCCACGUGCGCCACGACUGGACGAAAGCCGAAGUGCAGAGCAUCUACGACCAGCCGCUGCUCGAACUCGUCUACAAGGCCGCGACGGUCCACCGCAUGCACUUUGACCCGACGGAAGUGCAGCAGUGCACACUGCUGUCGAUCAAAACCGGCGGCUGCACCGAAGACUGCAAGUACUGCUCGCAGUCGUCGCGCUACAAGACGUUUGUCAAGCCCGAGCCAACGAAAAAGGUUGACGAAGUGGUCGAGAUGGCGCGCCGGGCGAAAGCAGCAGGCAGCACGCGGUUCUGCAUGGGCUCUGCGUGGCGCGAAGUGGGCAAGAAGCACGCGUUCCAGCACGUGCUGAACAUGGUGCGGCAGGUCAAGGCCCUGGACCUCGAAGUGUGCUGCACGCUCGGGAUGCUCACGGCAGAACAGGCCGUGGCGCUCAAGGAAGCGGGGCUGUCGGCCUACAACCACAACUUGGACACGAGUCGCGAGCACUAUGCCAAAGUCGUGACGACGCGGACGUACGACGACCGACUUGCAACGAUUGCAAACGUCCGGCGCGCCGGGAUCUCUGUCUGCUGCGGCGGGAUCUUGGGGCUGGGCGAGGACAAGGUGGACCGCAUUGGCCUCUUGCACACGCUGGCGACGAUGGACGAGCACCCCGAGUCCGUGCCGAUCAAUGCCUUGGUGUCCGUCGAAGGCACGCCGCUGUUUGACGACGACGUGGCACCGGUCACGGCGUCCGACAUGGCGCGGAUGAUUGCCACUGCACGCAUUGUCAUGCCCAAGACCAUGGUGCGGCUGAGCGCAGGCCGCAUGUCGUUUACCGACUCGGAGCAGGGCAUGAUGUUCAUGGCCGGUGCCAACUCGAUCUUCAACGGCGACACGCUGCUCACGACGGCCAACCCGGCCUUCGAAAAGGACAAGAUGCUGUUUGAGAGCUUUGGACUCAAGGGCAAGCCGGCGUACCAGGCGCACAAGUCGACGCCUUACAUCGUCAAGGUGACGCAUUCGGCACCCGUGGCGAACGAGGCCGUGGCGAACGAGGCCGUGGCGAACGAGGCCGUGGCUUAA